AUGACAAUAUCAAUUUUGGAUUUACCCGAUGAUGUUUUAGUCGAUUUUUUUUGUCGAUAUGUAUCUGAUAAAGAUUUAUGUCGAUUGGAACAAGUCUGUCGAAGAUUUCAUAGUAUACUUUAUAAUUAUUCUUUACCAUGGAAAAAAGCACUUGCUAGACUAACAAAUGUAUCAUAUUCACUAUUAAAAAAUGAAGCUGGAUGCAACGUUCGUCAUGAUUCAACCAUCUUAUCACAUCCAUUCCAUCUUCCAGCUGAUUAUCACUAUGAAAUUCUAUUUGAUCGUUCAAAUGAUUUUCCUCGUUUACUUUCAAAUGAUUAUCGGUCACCAUUGAAAGAUUUAAAUCUUUGUUCAAAAUUCGAUUGUGAUAUAAAUCGUACUAUUAAUAAUUAUCAUUAUCUAAUAUCAUUAGCAUAUAAUUGGAAUAAACAAAAUAAAUAUAUAAAUAAUACAUUAAUAAAGUUUGUUCGUCGUGCUCAAACGUCCAUACUUCAAUAUGAUGAACAUAAUCAACAACUUUGGUUUACACAUGAUUGUACAUUACGUUGUUUAAAUUUACAUACAAAUCAUAUUGAUUAUUCUUGUGAAUUUAAUCAUGAUGAUAUACUUUGUUAUAAAAUUUAUAAUGAUCAUUUAAUUUGUUUAGCUAAUGGAAAUCUAUUAAGAAUUAUAUGUCGACAAACAAAUGACAUUUAUUCAUGUUAUAAUGAUCAAAAUUUACAACAAGUAUUACCCAGUGAACGUAAUGAUAUACUUUCAUUAGAUAUUUAUUCAAAUGAUAAAGAAAGAUAUUUAAUAUUAAAUGGUUCACGUGAUCAUACAGUUUCGAUGAGAACAUUUGAUAUGUCAACACAAAUUAAUCAACUGAUAUGGCGUACACGAGUUGAUGAUCGUGUUUUAUGUAGUCGUUUUACGAGUGAUGGAAAGUAUUUUCUUAUUGGUACCGGUGGUACAUCAAGUCUUUAUCCAUUAGUAUUAUUUAAUACAGAAAAAGCUCAACCAAUACAUCUUUACAAUGCUAAAUAUCGUCUUGGUGCUGGUGUUCGUUGUAUUGAAUGGGCAUCAUCAAAUGUAUUUAUUGCAGCUGGUUUUGACAACCAAUUUAAAGAAUUUGAUAUACGUACAGGACAAUGUCAUUAUACAUUUAAUGAUGAUUUUGGUAAUGAUUAUUGUUCAUUAGCUGUAUCAGUUGAUAAUAAUUAUGUUUCAAAUGGAAUAAUUCUUGGUGGUAAUCAUCAUUCAACAGUACGUCUUGUUAAUCGAAAACAACGUCAAUUACAAAACGUUUACUUUGUCUCAAAACAAUCUAGUCCGGUACAUAGUUUAGCUGUUACAUCUGAAUAUUUAUUUGCAUCUGUUGAUCGAUCAAUUGUUGCAUUAGAUUUUACAGGAUGUAAUAGACAACUUCAAGAAAUUCAUCACAAAUUUUGA
Molecule: messenger RNA, 1431 nt
Organism: Rotaria sp. Silwood2
Lineage: Eukaryota; Metazoa; Rotifera; Eurotatoria; Philodinida; Philodinidae
Source: the annotation of a GenBank genome assembly